AUGUACACGUCUAUGCAGCGACGAAGACAGGAUGACAGUUUGAAGCUCCGUGAAGGUCUGCUCGCAGAAUAUCUAGAAAAGCAAGAGGUGACGAGGAGUAGGCGGGAGAGGGAGGACGAGGAUGAAUGCACGAGAAUUAAGGAGGAAGAAGUGGAUAGGCUCGAGCGAAGAUCAGAAGAAGACAGGAAGCUAAUUCGAGAAAGAGAAGCGGAGUAUCAACAAAUACACGCGAGAAGAGCACAAGAAGAUAUGAAAAUGCUUUGUGAGCGGAAGGAAGAAGACAAGAAAAGGUUCCAAUUGACAGAAGUCAGUCGGAAAGAGGAGGCGGCUAGAAGAUUUGGGAGAUCGUGA
This is a messenger RNA of Cladophialophora bantiana CBS 173.52, 351 nucleotides long. RefSeq lists its product as uncharacterized. The transcript has a single exon. The record is from RefSeq and is a predicted model, not a curated record. NCBI's taxonomy places the organism in Eukaryota, Fungi, Ascomycota, Eurotiomycetes, Chaetothyriales, Herpotrichiellaceae. Bases 1 to 351 code for a protein of 116 amino acids.